Molecule: messenger RNA, 1288 nt
Organism: Populus euphratica (Euphrates poplar)
Lineage: Eukaryota; Viridiplantae; Streptophyta; Magnoliopsida; Malpighiales; Salicaceae
Product: aquaporin NIP1-2-like
Exons: 5
Coding region: 265-1101 (278 amino acids)
Biological process (GO): transmembrane transport
Cellular component (GO): membrane
Molecular function (GO): channel activity
Source: RefSeq, a predicted model, not a curated record
CAGCUCACAAAACCCGGAUGUCAAUGUCACAUUUUUCAACGUCCACCCCCAUACAACAAUCUUCUCUCUCCCUUCCUUUUGGAUCUAUAUAAACCCCCCAUGAUAAAUUGAGAAUUUCAGAAUUAUGGCUUGUUCUUGCCAUAUAGACACUCCAUAGGCAAAGAACAAAGCCACAACAAGGACAAGAUUUCCUUGAACAUCUUUGUCACUUCUUAUAUCAUUUGCUUGUUCUUUUCCUUGUUCCCCCUUCAUUCUUGGUUAGUUAUGGCUGAUAUCGACGGGACUAGUAGCAAUGGCAACCAUGGGGGGGUUGUUUUGGAUAUUAAAGAUGAUCAUCCUCCAUCCAGCUCCAACUUAACCAAGGAAAAUUCCGACUUGUAUUUCUCUGUGCCGUUCAUGCAAAAGUUGGUAGCUGAGAUAGUCGGCACAUACUUCUUGAUAUUUGCCGGUUGCUCAUCGGUGGCCGUGAAUUUGAACUUUGAGAAGGUUGUGACACUUCCAGGAAUAUCAAUAGUUUGGGGAUUGGCUGUGAUGGUCUUGGUUUACUCUCUUGGUCAUAUCUCUGGUGCCCAUUUCAACCCUGCUGUCACCCUUGCCUUUGCCACUUGCAAGAGAUUUCCAUGGAAACAGGUGCCGGCUUACAUAUCAUGUCAAGUCAUUGGGUCAACUCUAGCAGCCGGAACAAUCCGAUUAAUUUUUCAGGGCAAGCAAGAUCACUUCACAGGAACAAUGCCGGCAGGAUCCGAUCUGCAGUCCUUUGUUGUUGAGUUUAUAAUCACAUUCUACCUCAUGUUCAUCAUAUCCGGUGUCGCCACCGAUAACAGAGCUAUUGGUGAGCUUGCUGGACUUGCUGUUGGUUCCACCGUGCUGCUCAACGUGAUGUUCGCAGGGCCAAUAUCAGGGGCGUCGAUGAAUCCUGCAAGGAGCUUGGGACCUGCAAUGGUCUCACACGAAUACAGAGGCUUAUGGAUUUACGUAGUGUCACCCAUCCUUGGAGCUCAGGCUGGUGCAUGGGUGUAUAAUUUGAUCAGGUACACGGACAAGCCUCUGCGCGAGAUCACCAAAAGUGCAUCAUUCCUCCAGAGCAAAGGGCGUUUGUGAUAUGAGAUGGCUGUAGAAGGCGAUGACAGUAUUCCUUUCUUUUAUAUAGGUGCUAGUGGUCAGGGCUUGUAUGCAAGUCAACACCUUAAGAAGGGAUUCUGCUUUGUUAAUUGUUUCUUUUCUUCUCUCUCUGUGUGUGUUUUUCUUCUCUCCUUUUUCAGCGUCCAGAGAGUUGGGUUUCUUCUUG